This is a messenger RNA of Corticium candelabrum, 4030 nucleotides long. RefSeq names its product transient receptor potential cation channel subfamily A member 1-like. The transcript is spliced from 28 exons. Gene Ontology annotation, cellular component: membrane. Gene Ontology annotation, molecular function: protein binding; monoatomic ion channel activity. Bases 136 to 3732 code for a protein of 1198 amino acids. Lineage: Eukaryota; Metazoa; Porifera; Homoscleromorpha; Homosclerophorida; Plakinidae. Gene Ontology annotation, biological process: monoatomic ion transport; transmembrane transport. The record is from RefSeq and is a predicted model, not a curated record.
UCGCAUAAAGAGUUAGAUGUGUAUCUUUUACUCAGUUGUUUCGAGAGUUUUCAAGAGAGAAGGAUCGAUCCACGCGAUACAUACACAGCUCUUCUGCAUUGGUCGUGGCGCGCAACUUAUAUUCUUCUUUUGUAAAUGGCGGAAAAGGGCUUCUUACUCGCGCAACGAGAACGGUCCGUCUCAACUGUUGUACGUCUUAUCAAAGCGGAUUCAUCAAGCACAUCGACUAAAAAGAAUCUUCACGAGCUAGCAGCCAGUGGACGAAUUGAUGAAUUUGCUAGACGACUAGCCAAGUCUUCCACUGGUUGGAUAUUGUCUAGCUAUAGCCUAGCUGCUCUUUUAGCUUUUUGGACUUGUCUGUCUAAUCACUAUCUGUAUACUAUACAAAUAGCUGAUGUGAACAAAAGAAAUGAUGACGAGCAAACUCCUCUUCAUUGUGCUGUGGAAAACAAGCAAGACGCAAUCGUUGAGUUACUGUGUCAGGCAUCAAAGUCAGGCAAGGUUACUAUUGAUCCUCAUUUAAAAGACAAUCACAAAAGAACGCCUCUUCACUGGGCUGUCAAUACGGGGAAAAUAGAGUUAGUAAAGGCUGUUCUAUCAAUACCACAAGAUGUCAAUCAGCGUGGUCCCAACAACCGAACGCCUUUGCACAUGGCAGCUCGUGACAACAAGCCGGAAAUAGCUAAUCUACUGCUGCAACACGGUGCUGAUCCACUGUUGAGAGACAAUGAGAGCAAAACAGCUUUGGGAUUAGCGGUCGUGACAGGAUCGAUAUCUAUUAUUGAUGUCUUCUUGAGUACUCGUGGUGUCCAACUUGUGAAUCUUUUGGAGAGUAUUUCUGGGGAGGAUAGGAGCAAUUUGUUACAUUUGGCUGCUGAUUCGGGCAGUCCAGAAAUGGUUGUGUACCUUAUGCACCGGAAUAUCAACAAAGUUGCAACGGAUUUUUAUGGAUGUACAGUAAUUCAUAGAGCUAGUCGCUGUGGCAACCCGGCUGUGCUUCGCCAAUGUUCAAAUGUUGACAAGCAACUGUUUGACUCUGCUAACUCGGAAGGUUUUACACCACUACAUGAGGCUGCUAGGUGUGAUCACGUUGGAGCUGUCAACUUUUUACUUGAAAAAGGUGCCAUGCCAGACAAAUGCAGUGCGUCUGGCCUUACACCUUUAUUACUAGCUGCUGCAUUUGGAGCUUGUAAAGUUGUCAGGAUUCUGCUUUCCUUACAAGUAGACUGUCUAAAGACAGAUCAACAUGGUGCUAAUGUCAUUCAUUUGGCUGUUGGUCAUACAAAAACGUUGAAAGUUUUGGCUGAGAUUCUCAAACCUAAAGGCAUAUUUGAAGAACUUCUCCAUGGUCAAGACAUUAAUGGCUCAACUCCACUGCACUAUGCAGCUCAUCAUGGUGGAGCAUUGGAUAUAAAUUUUUUUAUUGAAAACGAAGCCAGUGCUGUAGCUGUAAACCAUAAUGGCUCAACUCCUUUGCAUAUUGCUGCAAGUCGAGGUCAUGUGCAGAUUGCUGCUAAGCUUUACUCUUACUCACUUCGAUCACUUCAUGCUACUGAUAAAAAUGGCCAAACUCCUCUACAUCUUGCUUGUUUUUUUGGCCACACAAAUGUGGUAUCAAACUUGUUAGAGAAUGGAGCAACUGUAACUCAAGAUCACAAUGGUCGUACACAGUUGCAUUUUGCUGCUUGGAAUGGAUCUGUUGAUUGUAUGAAGAAGUUGGUGUCUGUAUAUCCUAAAGAGUUAAUUACCACAGACAUUGAAAAGGCAACACCUCUUCAUCUAGCUGUUGUACAAAAUCAUGCAGAUAUGACUGCUUAUCUUUUGGAUCAAGAUGAUCUUUCUGAUGAAAAUGUUUCACUUUGCCGUUUUGACAACAAGUUUGGUCAGAAUAGUUUAGAUGUUGCUCUUGCACUUGGAAAUGAAGACUGUACAGCUGUGAUAGUAAAACAUAAAGGAUGGAGAAAAAGUAUGAAACCUCUUGGUAGCAACAAAAAAACUCAGCUUGAGCUGAUGGUGGAGAAAAUGCCUGAUCAGGCAUUGGCUUUGAUGGACAACUGUAUAUCAUUUGAAAGCCAACCCAAAAAUAGACGAAUAUUUGACUUUCGACACAUGCAAGGUGUCACCAACAUGAAAUCUCCAGUUCCUGCAAUGUGCUCAUUACAUUUACUUGAGUCGAUGGUGAAGUUUCGACGAACAGCUUGCAUGGCUCAUUCUCUGUGUGUAGAAUUCCUAAACUCUAAAUGGAGGAAGUUUGGUGCAGCUGUCGCUUUCACAAAUGUGGCUAUGUAUUCAUUAUUUCUUUUGGCACUAACGGUAUUAGUUAUUCAAUUUCCAGCAUACACAGAUGAUCCACUUAAUGACGGCGGACAACUUCAGCAUCUUCUGGAAGUUUUAGAUAACAGAAAAUCAGAAAAUGAAAAACAUCUGACUUUGUCUUUCAAGAGGAAGUUUUGCUAUGGCAGUUUAGGGCCUUUUGUUGUGACAAUAGUUUUUACUAUCUUUGGAUUGUUGAAGGAAACUCUUCCAAUGUUUUUUGAGAAAUCAAAUUACUUGAAGCUGUCCAAUGUCAGUGAGCUGUUGGUGUACAUCCUGACAUUAGUUUUUUUGGAUCCAUUUGGACUCAUUCUUAAUUCAUACAAUGUACCUGAAGAAGCGUGCCCUAAAGUUGUGUGGCAACUUGGAGCUAUAACUGUCUUUCUGGCAUGGUUGGUCUUACUGCUCUAUCUAAGAAGGUUACCUGCUUUGGGUAUUUACUUGGUCAUGAUAGUGUCAAUGUUGAAGACUUUGCUACAAGUUGCUGUGGUGGUAUCACUGUUUGUAUUAGGUUUUGCUUUGUCUUUCUAUAUGCUCAUAAAUAAGACAUUGUUCGAGUCUGGAGAAUUGUCACUAGUGAGAGUAAUAGUCAUGCUUCAUGGUGAUAUGCAAUAUGAUAAUAUUCUACCACCUUCAAGAAAGACCAUGUACAACUUGACAUGUCUUCAACGACAGCUGACAAUUUAUCAUAAAGGAUUUGACUUUAUCAACGUAUUUAAUCUUUCUGUGAAUGUCGAUGACACAUUAGAAAGCAAUUCAACAUGUGCUCUUGUUGAUGACCAUCCAUCUCCAAUUGAUUUUCCUGAGCUGUCGUAUGCAUUAUUUCUUAUCUUUGUACUGUUAAUGCCAGUGGUGGUGUUCAAUGUAUUGAUUGGCCUUGCAGUUGGUGACAUUGCUGCUGUUCGAGCAGGUGCUGCACUGACACAAAUUCGUAUGCAGAUGAAAUUGUUGAUUCAAUUAGAACGUGUUCUUCCAUCAUGUAUUCGCAGUCGCUUUCAAGUCUUGAAGAGUGUUCAGGUUGAAGAUGAUAGAACACUGCGUGGCUGGUUUCGCCAUAUUAUCAAUGCUGCUGGUGAGUCAAACAUGAGUGAGGUAUCGAAGACUGCUGAACAGCUGACAGAAAUAAAAUCUAAGCAUCGUCAAUUGGAUGGAUGGCUUUCUAGCAUCCAGAAGAACUUGGAUCAGCAAAAAGUUGUAAUAAAAUUGAUAGCAUUUUGUCUAAAAAAAACUGAGGGUCGGCAACCUGAUGAGAUGUUAUCUCAGCCUACUUCUGGCCCACAAGACAGCAGCACCAGCAGUACUGAUCCUGGUAAUGAGGAGGAACAGCAACAGACUCAAUCCAUGACAACAUCAACUGAGUUAGAUGCAUUGACAGCAGCAAUUGAAGAAGAGCCUGGAGAUGAAGAUAUCGAGGUGUGAUGUAUCACUAAGUAUGCCAAUUUACUCAAUAUUUACUUCGAAUUAAUAAUUCUUGAUUGCACAUGUUUGUAAAAUGAAUUAUCACAUUUAGCAGUAUAGACCUUCAAGUCAUUUGUUUGUCUUUUGUUAUCGAUUACUUCUAGCAAAUAUAAGUAACUGUUAAUUAUAACUUAGAUUGUUGCUUUAUAUGAACUACAAUGUCACCGGCAUAGGAACCGGGGCUGGGAGGCUGAAGCCCCCUCACUCAAUGUAGGAAUUGAAAUUUUCUGUGCUAGUGACUUUUGCAAAUCUGUUUACA